Microplitis demolitor is the source of this 1827-nucleotide messenger RNA. RefSeq lists its product as uncharacterized. Gene Ontology annotation, biological process: membrane organization. NCBI's taxonomy places the organism in Eukaryota, Metazoa, Arthropoda, Insecta, Hymenoptera, Braconidae. Gene Ontology annotation, cellular component: membrane. The transcript has 3 exons. Gene Ontology annotation, molecular function: ATPase activator activity. Bases 438 to 1547 code for a protein of 369 amino acids. The record is from RefSeq and is a predicted model, not a curated record.
ACACAUUCUUAUCAGCUAAAAUAAUUAUUUAAUUUUAUUAAAUUCCGCACCAUCCGAUACCGAUAUUCCCGCGUUUAUUUAAAUUAUAUUACAAACAUUAUUAUUUUUAAAUUAGUUUUAUUAUUCCGCGGAUUGUGAUCCAUCUAAUAUAUUUAUAGGUGUUGGUAUAUAUUAAAAUAUAUGACUGUGUGCACAAUGUUUUUAAACUUAUCAAGUUGGUAACAAUGAGAUAAAUUCAAUUCGCGGCAACUUUGUAUCGAAUAAUAAAUAAAAUAAUUCCAAUACUUGGAAAUUCUUAGAAUAAUUUCAAGGUCAAUGAUAUUUUAAAAGUAAAUCAUUACUCAUCAAUUAUUAAUUAUGUAAAAAGUUAAUUAUCUAUAAAUUAAUUAAUUCUUGAUAUUAUUUAUUUAAAUUAUUAAAUUUAUUUUAUUCAAAUAAUGGAUGGUAUUAAAAAUAAAAAAUUUGGUGUAACUGACAGCCAAUUUGUACCACGAGUACCAAGUCCACGUCCACCUUUACCCCGCAUGAUGACAUCAAAGCCAAUGAAAUUCAGAACUGUGUCCGCUGGUGAGGAGCCAGACGACUCAAAUAGUUUUGAUGAUGACUCGGAAUCAGACCCUCUAGAUGUUGAUGAGACUGAUGAUGUACAGGCUGAUCCACUGUCUGGUGAUUUACGAAAUUCGCCUAAAAAUAACAGGCGCAUUUUAUCAGAUUCUCUUAAUGAAAAGAGAGAAACUCCAAUCAAGCCAAAAGUUGAAGCAAAAACUAGUCCAAGUUUGCACAAUAAGAAAAACAAUUCAGAGAACAAUAAUUAUUUAAUAUGUGGAAUCAUCCCUACUGUACUUCUGGUUGUUUUGGCGUCUUUUCUGGGUGCACUUGCAGUAUUUUCAAAUGAAAGUGGCACAGAAUCCGAAACCAGUGAAAAUACUUUAUCUGAGGAUGUGAUUAUCAGAAAUUUAGAAAAUAAUAUUGAUAAUAUUAGUUACAAGUUUAAGCAACAGUAUGAUGAUAUUUGGAAUGAUAUAGUUGCUGGUAUUGCCGGAGUUGUAAGACACCCAGACAAACCGGCUAUAAUAUUUUUAUUUUCAAAUCUUGAUAGUCCGAUGACCUGUCUUGCUAAAAUGAUAGGAAAUGCCAGCAAAGCUGCUCUAGGUUCUUCUGAUGAAUUGUGGCUUUCGCCAUCCCAAAUGGGCAACGAUCCUGGUUUCGUUAUUGAUAAAUUUCAUGAUCAAAUAGAGAAACAAAAAAUUGUGAUUGUAGAAAAUUUAUUAGAUAUUGAUCCCGAAGCAAUGAUGGCUUUUCAUCAUCUGUGUGAUCGUGAAACCCCUUUGGUAAAAGAAGCCGUUUUUAUACUCACAAUGGUCGCCAAAGGAUAUGACCAAGACAAACACAAGGCGAUUAAUUUUGUAGAGAAUCAGUUGGAGUUGAAAUUAAAGGGUCAAAUAAAUCCAGAUAAAGUGGAACCAUUGAUCACCAGAAUGACAGAUGGUGUUAUCAUUCCAGUGCAACCGGAACCAGACAUUAAAAGCUGCCCUUUACGUUAUUAAAAAAAUGUAUACGGAGUAUUAUUCAUAUUAUUUUUAUAUUUAAUUAUAUAGACAUUUUAUAGCAUUUAUCAAAUUUAUGAUUUUUUGUACUGCUUGUUACUAAUGAUGUGAAGAAAAAUAAAUAUUUACAAUAAAUUUUUCGAAAUUAUUAAAUUUUUAUUUUCAUCUUUAUAAGAAAUAAUACAAUAAAAGGAACAAACGAAACCUUUACUACAAGGAUUGCUUUAAUUUUUCAAAUUUUCAAUAAUACUUUUAUCUAUUAAUUGUAUUAUUAUUAUUA